AUGGCAACCUCCAAAGCCGACAAGAUCGAAAAGAUCAUCGCCCGGCUGCAGGCCCGCAUCGAAGAGGGGCAGUACUACGAAGCCCAGCAACAGACCCGAGUGGUGGCAGCGCGGUACAUCAAGGCCUCGAACUGGAGCGCAGCGAUCGAAAUUCUCUACAAUGUGUCGCAGUCACUGCUCAAGGCCGGCCAGGGAGGCAGUGGCGGCGACCUCUGCGUGUUUCUGGUCGAUGUGUACAAGCAGGCCGAGCUGAAACCGGACGCCACCUCGAGAGGCAGGCUGUUGACGUGCCUGCGGUUGUUCCAGAGCGGGGAGCCUACGAGGAAGAAGUUCGUCGGCGAGAUGAUUGCAUGGUCCUCCAAGUUCGGCGACUACCCCGCAGGUGAUCCAGAACUGCACCAUGUCGCAGGCAGCCUGUACGCCUCGGAACACGAGACAUACGAGGCAGAGCGCCACCUGGUCCUGGGUACGCGCGACUCGGCUGAGGUUCUCACGCGCAUGGAGUACGAGUGGUAUAAAGAGGACGACAGUCACACGGCCGCCCUGUACUGCGCCCGCGCGGUGCUGCCCUACCUCCUAGUCGCCAACGUGCGCGCGGCCAACACGUCCUACAGGGCCUUCGCGUCCGCACUUAGCGAGGAGAAGGGCGCUGGACUAGGCGUGCAGGACGUCAGCUCGGGCAGUGCGGACGUGCGUAUCUUCCCCAGCCUGCCGCUGCUGAACUUCCUGGGGCUGCUGCUGCUCGCCGUGCAGAAGGGCAGCCCGGACCUGUUCAAGCAGCUGCAGGCUAAGUACGCGACGCACAUAGCGGAGGUCGGGGCAUGGGACGAGUCACUCGAGAUGAUCGCCGAGAUGUAUUUUGGUAUCCAAAGACCGCGGCAAAGCAACCCUCUGUUUGACAUGAUGGGUAGCCUGUUCGGAGGCGCGCCUGGUGGUGGUGCUGGUGGUGCCGGGGCGCGGAAGCCACCUGCUAGGCGGGUCGAGGCCCCAAGUGCUGAGGGUCUAGAUUAG
Messenger RNA from Diaporthe amygdali, 1011 nucleotides. RefSeq names its product Golgi to ER traffic protein 4. Gene Ontology annotation, biological process: protein insertion into ER membrane. Lineage: Eukaryota; Fungi; Ascomycota; Sordariomycetes; Diaporthales; Diaporthaceae. The record is from RefSeq and is a predicted model, not a curated record. Gene Ontology annotation, molecular function: protein binding. Bases 1 to 1011 code for a protein of 336 amino acids. Gene Ontology annotation, cellular component: cytosol; TRC complex. The transcript is spliced from 2 exons.